Molecule: messenger RNA, 1641 nt
Organism: Toxorhynchites rutilus septentrionalis
Lineage: Eukaryota; Metazoa; Arthropoda; Insecta; Diptera; Culicidae
Exons: 1
Coding region: 1-1641 (546 amino acids)
Source: RefSeq, a predicted model, not a curated record
AUGGAGACGAAGCCACGUUUUGAGUUGGCGAAGAAGCAUGGAUUGUGCAUCAAUUGCCUAAAGGGACAACACCUGGCGAAGAAUUGUAGUAGUGGAAGCUGCAGAAACUGUUCACGAAAGCAUCAUACACUUCAGCAUAUGUCGUCGUCCCCCGCAACCUCCGCUCGAACAGCACUAGCAUGCUCUACGUUAUCCAGUGAGGUGUUUUCUGAGGAGUCAGGUCAGUCGAAUUUGUCCGCAAUCGGACCGCAAUCAAGUGCUUCACCACCAUCGCGUUCGAUGUCGUCGUUCGUUGAACCCGCCUCGGUAAACACGUUUUCGUAUUCGGUCGUCGUAGCUCCCUCCCCAUCGCCGGUUAGUCCACCACCGUCGCAAUCGAUCUGUAGUGUUCACAAUUUCCCUGUGGCAUCUUACGUUGCUCCGCAAAAGGAUUCCGUGAAGGCGCACAAUGAUGAAGUCUUGCUGUCAACAGUCUUGAUGAAGGUAGAGGACGUCUUUGGGAAUCACCAUUGUGUUCGAGGAGUUCUGGACAGCUGUUCUCAGUCAAAUUUUAUAUCCGAAUCAUUGGCUCGUAAACUGGAAUUGAAACGCUACCAUAUAAGUGUCGACGUCAGCGGCAUUGGUCAAGGCAUAGUUCACAUACGCUCGAAAGUGGUUAUGAAAAUCUCGUCUCGUUUCGGAAGAUUUGACUAUCUGCUAGAAUGUCUGAUCAUACCACAAAUCACGGUCAAGCUUCCUAGCAAGCACUUCGACAUCUCUCGAUGGAAUCUCCUCGACAAAAUUCCUCUCGCGGACCCUAGAUUCAACAUCAGCUCUGGGGUCGACAUCUUGAUUGGGGGAGAUCUGUUCUACUCGCUACUAGAAACACAUAAGAUCCACUUGUCAACUGGUUAUCCAAUGCUUCAACGAACCGUCUUCGGGUACGUAGUAGCUGGAAGGUUAUCGGAACCAUCGAAUGGUUCAUCCAUUUGUGUUGUGAGUACAACUGCAAGUCUCGACAAUAGGUUACAACGCUUUUGGGAGGUCGAGAAUUUCGACAAUUAUAAGGCGAUGACUCCCAUGGAAGAGGCGUGUGAAGAACACUUUCAAAGGACCGCUUCUAGGACUAGUGAUGGUCGCUACAUGGUUCGGCUUCCUCUUCGAGAAAAUGUGCUCGCAAUGUUAGGAGAUUCAUUUGCAGUGGCACAACGUAGGUUCUUGGCGAUCGAGCGAAAGUUUGCGGCGAACACCAGCUUCAAGAACGAGUAUGUCAAUUUUAUGGAGGAGUAUAAAAAACUAGGACACAUGGACUUGAGUCCUCGCAGCGAAAAUCCUCAAUUUGUUUUACCACAUCAUACCAUCUUCUGCCCGGGCAGUUCAACCACGCGAACCCGCGAUGUAUUCGAUGCUACUUGCAAAGGCAGCUCCCAGCUGUCCCUAAAUGAUGUAUUACUCGUCGGUCCAAUCGUUCAACCCCCUCUGCUCGCAAUCAUCCUCAACUGGCGGAUUCCUCGAUACGUCUUCAAGGCCGAUGCGGAGAAGAUGUUCCGCCAAAUCUGGGUUCAUCCACUGGAUCGCAAAUUUCUACAAGUUCUGUGGCGUGCGAGCGAAUCUCAACAGCUUUACCGAUACCAACUCACUACAGUGACCUAUGGAGCUUAG